GUUUUUAAUAAUUUUCCUGUUUCCCCCAACAAAUCGAGAGAGAAAAAAUGGAAUGACAAGAAACCCAUUUGAUUUUGAAAUCUCUCUUCCGCUGUAGCUGGAACUACCGAAUUUUCGCGUACAAACAGAUUUAUGUGACACUCAAGAUUGAAGAACUGGUUAAUGAUGUCUAAAUUCAUGUCAUUGGAUGAAGGAAUGAUGGUAAUCGAAGAGGCAAUUAAGAAAGCAAGAAGAAUUAUUCAAGGCCAACCAGAAACUGAGUUCACUGUGGAAGAAUAUCUGAAGUUCUAUGAAUGCGUCUAUUUCAUGUGUGCAUAUCGUAGAACUGAUGAGGAACCAAUGAAGAUUUAUGAUAGGUUCAAGGGCAGCUUGGAAGAGAGCAUUGUUUCAUUCGUACUACCGUCAUUAACCCAAAAAAAUGAUGCCUCUUUGUUGACAGAACUCGUGGUAAUGUGGUCUAACUACAAGAAGAUGUCGACGUGGCUACGUGAAUUAUUCGAAUACCUAGACGAAUUCUUCAUCCCUUCUUAUUCAAAAAACCUUGCCUCACUUGAGGAGACCUGUAUUAAUUGCUUCCAGCAACUGGUUCUGGAGAAGCUUUUCUGUGAAUUAUGUGCAGCUGCAAUAUCACUGAUCAAUCACGAGCGUGUGGGGUUGCACAUUGAUCAAAACGUGCUGAAGAAUGCCUUGCUCGUAUUUGUGGAAUUUGAUGGAUAUGGUAGAUCGAACUUUUGUGAGAAGUUUGAGAAGGCCAUGCUAGAAGAAUGUGCUACUUACUACUCUCGGUUAGCUCAGGAAUGGCUUCUAUAUGAUUCGUGUGCUGAUUACUUUCAAAAGGUUCAGUGGUGCAUUAAUCAGGAGAGAAUAAGAGCUAGUUGCUACUUCCCUUCUGGAGCUGGGGAGAAGUUACUAAAGGUCGUGAUAGAUCAACUGGUGGAGAAGAGAAUAGCCAACUUGAUUGAAAAGCAGCAAUCUGAGAACUGCGGCUUCGCUACAGAUUAUCAGGAAAUGUUGUCUAAAUGUGCUGGCAUGAGGCUUGAAGAGGGGACCCCUGCAUCAACCCCAGGAGAAUGGCUGUCUUCGUUAAUGGCGAGCUCAGCUCGUAUAGGCUAAGCCUUAUCGUGUUUUGACCAAGAACUAAUGUUUUGUGUUAAUUACGAGCUUGCGCAGAUCUUUUUUUUUCGUAGGUAAGCAGGAGUGAGUGCUCGAACUUGAGUUCUGUCCAGUUCGAAUAUAUGCCUCAACCAUUGGCUGCGGAGAUCUUGUUUAUCCAUAACGAACAUUAACCCAGUAAUGUUUUAACCUUGCUCUAAUGAAGAUGGUUUGGGCUCCUAAGAGUAUAAAUACUCAUCUCACUGGGUAGAUGGUUUUGGCAUGUAAUUAGAUUCGAAGACAUUACAGUAUCUUUUUGGUUCAUCAAAGAUCCACACUUGAAGCUGUACGUUUAUAUGAAAGCCUGGUGAUGUGGAUUGUGCCUUAAA
Messenger RNA from Tripterygium wilfordii, 1481 nucleotides. Its product is annotated as cullin-1-like. Bases 163 to 1113 code for a protein of 316 amino acids. The transcript has 9 exons. NCBI's taxonomy places the organism in Eukaryota, Viridiplantae, Streptophyta, Magnoliopsida, Celastrales, Celastraceae. Gene Ontology annotation, molecular function: ubiquitin protein ligase binding. The record is from RefSeq and is a predicted model, not a curated record. Gene Ontology annotation, cellular component: cullin-RING ubiquitin ligase complex. Gene Ontology annotation, biological process: protein ubiquitination; ubiquitin-dependent protein catabolic process.